UUGACAUCCAGGACCGCGCGCGACUAACCUCGUCAAAAAUUCAAAAUUCACCAGUGCGCGAUUCGGUCAAUUUGCAUCACGAUGUCCCACUCGGUCAGCGGACGAGAUUUCACUCAUCGCAUCUACAACGUGAACGUGAUAGGUAUCGAGGUAUCCUGGUAGAGUCUCCGGAUGGAACCAACAGCCGCGAGAACGUGUAUCCUCACCGUCGUUUGAGUGGAUCCUUCGCGUAUCUCGAGGACUCUGCGUAUUCGGAACUUCGCAACAGGGGCGGCGGCAGCGACGACGACGACGACGACGACGACAAACAAAAUUCCGCGAAGAGCGUCGAAGAUAAGCAGAAAUCUGUGAAACGUAUCUCCUCGCAUACGUGCUCCUGUCGCAUUAAGAAACAAACUCUACGCAUCCGUGCAGACGCAUGGAACGUUUUUGGGAGCAAUCCAAGUCAUCAUGAACUCCGACUGGCGGUAGACAGAAAAGAAGGUGAAGCAGAUGUGACGACGCCCGAGGAAACAUCGCGCGAAAAAUCGGAAGCAUACGCAAUGGAAGCGACCGAGAGCGAUUCGACUACGAAGAUCGUUGCGGCGGUAUCCUCAAUAACGAUGGGAGCAAAUCCCGUUGCGCAUUCUUCGCAAAACGAUCCGAGCGAACCAGUGGCGUCGACUUCCAGAUGGGUAGCGCCGUUUGUAUCGUCCGGGAAAUUGCGAAAAAAUCGUCCCGGUUUCAGAUGGCCAAAAUGCGCGAGAAAACUCGCGCCUGUGUUUAAAAGACGCGGAGGAAGGAGGAGUGUCGGAAAAGCGGCGGAACCGUCUACGAUCGCUAUUACCAGCGCCAGCGACGGAAUGAAGAUUACGCAAAUAGAGUCGUUCACUGCGCAAACCGCUCGUAAGGACAAUGAAAGUCGGCCCUGCGUAAACACUCGAGUGCAAACACUCGACACGAUUGUUACGAGGAUCUUAUCGGAGUUCUUUGUCGCCAACGGGACGAAAAAGAAGACGAAGAAGAAGAUGCUGAUGAGUAUAACGCUGCAAUCGGAAUCGGACGACGAAAUCGUGUCGUCAAAAGAGACGGGAACGCAAACCUCGACGAACCCCGUUGUUUCCACGGAGACGUUUAACUCGCCGGAUAUAUAUCGGCCACGUCCCGUGUGUCCGGUUUUAGACGCGUCAAGAAUCGUACAGUGUCUCGAUUGCAACAAGUCCGAAUGUUACGAGAUAAAACGUUCCCUCGAUUCGAUCAGUUUAGAGGAAACGCUGGCUGUGGAAUAUCCGGAAAGGUCCGAAUUCGACGGCUACGUGGCUGAACCGAAACGAGCUGAUGAAUUUUCGGGAUAAUUCACUAUCAGAGAUAUUUCCAGCAGAUAAUAACGCAGCUUCUAGAUCGUUUAAGAAAGCAAAGUAAAGACUCGGACGAGAUCCUGGCGGAGCAUCGUCGGCAAGUCGCCUGCGAGAAAGAAC
This is a messenger RNA of Pseudomyrmex gracilis, 1457 nucleotides long. RefSeq lists its product as uncharacterized. The record is from RefSeq and is a predicted model, not a curated record. The coding region runs from base 543 to 1334 and encodes 263 amino acids. Lineage: Eukaryota; Metazoa; Arthropoda; Insecta; Hymenoptera; Formicidae. The transcript is spliced from 4 exons.